GAUAGAUUCUCUCCAGGAAGAUAUGUCUUCAACUUGGCCUUUAAGGUCUCUCAGUGGUGCAUUUAUUGCUCUCAUGAUCGAGUCCACCUAGCUGCUGGUCAUCCUCUUCUCUUUCCUUCCACUUUCCCCAGCAUUAUGGACUUCUCAUGGGAGCUAAGUUUUUGCAUAAUGUGUCCUAAAUAUAGUUUGAGCCUGGUCAUUUGUGCCUUGAGUGAAAAUUCUGGAUUGAUUUGUUCUAUGAUCCAUUGGUUUGUUUUCCUGGCUGUCCAUGGUAUCCUCAAAAGUCUUUUCCAGCACCAAAGUUCAAAAGCAUCAAUGCUUUUUCUAUCUUGCUUCUUCAAAGUCCAGCUUUCGCAUCCAUAGAGAGUCAUGGGGAAAACCACGGUCCGAACGAUUCUAAUAUUGGUUUGUCCCCUUAGCUCUCCUUUGGCAUCCCUUAAUAUACCAGUUCGAGGUUGGAACCUCCCUCUGAGUUCAAAGAUCUUUUUGAAAACUUGCCUUUUCCCGCCAUGUCUAUUUCCAUUCUCAAGGUCUUUACAAAUGUUGUAGUAUUGCUCCUUGUCUCUAACAGCUUUCUGAGAUUCUCUAUUAAGUUCCUUCCUGAGGUCAUAGACUUUCUUGACUUUGGCUCCUUCUUUCCUCUUCUGGGCAAUUUCCACCAUCCGUUCUGACAUACAUUUUGCUUUCUUCUGUUUCUUGUUCUUUGGCAGUCUCUCUUCACAUUCAUCCUUAACAACUUCUUUGAUUUCAUUCUACAGUUCCUCUGGUUCCCUAUCAAUGAGGUUCAGAACUUCAAAGUGGUUCCUAAUGUUCUCCUUGAAAAUGGUGGGUACAUUCUCAGGAUCAUAUUGUGGAAGCUGGAUAGCUUUGUUUUUCCACUUUAGCUUGACUUGGAACUUCCACAUGAGCAGUUCAUGAUCUGUUCCACAAUCGGCCCCCAGCCAUGUCUUUCCUGUUAUAACUGAGCUCUUCCACCUCCUUGCACCAACAAUGUAAUCAGUUUGAUUUCUGUGUACUCCAUCUGGUGAUGUCCAUGUGUAUAGGCGCCACUUUGGUUGUUUGAAGAAUGUGUUAGCAAUGAAGAGAUCAUUGGCUUGGCAGGAAUAAGUCAUUCUCCUGCUUUGUUUCUAUUUCCUAGGCCAUACAGUCCGACUGUAUUUUACUCCUUACCAUUUCCAACUUUGGCGUUCCAGUCUCCACACAACACCACAUCUUGCUUGCAUGUUCUGUCAGUUUCAGACUGGACUUGAGCAUAAAACUCAUCAACUUCCUCUUCUGCAUCAGUCGUUGGGGCAUAGACUUGAAAAACUGUCAUGUUAAAGGGUUGUCCAUGAAAUCUAACUGAUAUUAGUCAGUCACUGAUCGCAUUGUGCCCAAGUACUGUCAUUGCGAUCUCCUUCAUGACUAUGAAAGCAACACCCUUCCUUCAUCAUUUUUUGUUUCCUGUGUAGUAAAGUUUGAUUUUCUGACUGAAGUAAAUCCAUUUUCCAGUCCAUUUUAAUUCACUGAUGCCCAAGAUGUCAAUCUGUAGUCGAUUCAUUUCCUCUUUCACUGUGUUGAGCUUUGGAUUUUUCCCCGCAUGGCAAAAUCAGCCGCUAGACAUCCAAAAGGCUAUGCCAUAAAACACCAUCAGUACUCUUGAGAGAUCCUCCUCUGUUCCUCAGUAGCAUGUUGAGUACCAUCUGACCUGAGAGGAGAUCUAAUCUUGUGGUAGCAAGCCUGAUUUGUCCCCUUAGCUAAGCAGGGUCUGCCCUGGUUGCAUAUGAAAAGGAGACUAGAAGUGUGAGCGCUGUAAGAUAUUCACCUCAGAGGAUGGAGCCGCUCUGGGAAGAGGAGAAAGUUUCAAGUUCCCUCCCUGGCUUCUCCAAAAUAGGGCUGAGAGGGAUUCUUGCCUGCAACCUUGGAGAAGCCACUGCCAGUCUGUGAAGACAAUACUGAGCUAGGUAGACCAAUGGUCUGCCUCAGUAUAUAGCAGCUUCCUAUUAGAGGUCCAUCAUCUGGCACUACAUCGAUAAUCAUUCUGUUUUGUCUGUCCAUGUAGUUUUUUUGGUAGAACACAGGAGUGGUUUGCCAUUGCCUUCUGUGCAGUAUGAAAUGAUGCCUUUGUUAUCACCAAAGUGAUUGUCUGUCUCCAGCACCUCCCUGUAUUGCCGCUGCUCAAUAUAGGUGCCUGCUUGCUUUAGCUGGGUAGUUGGGAUGACCUUUGCACUUUGGGUGACGCGACUAGGAGGGGCCAGUGGGGAAAUGCUUGACUGACAAGCAGAAAGUUGCCAGUUCAAAUCCCUGCUGCUCCUAUAUCGGGCAGCAGCAAUAUAGGAAGAUGCUGAAAAGCAUAAUCUACGGGAGGAGGCAAUGGUAAACCUCUCUCUCCUGUAUUCUACUAAAACAAACCACAGGACUCUGGGCGUGCCAGGAGUUGAAAUCCACUUGAUGUCACACUUUACCUUACUGGUAGUGUAGCUCCUGCUCCCGACAGACUUUGCUCCUCCUUACCAGGAUCAACCCCCGUCUCGCCACAACCACGAUGAGGCAACAUAGCAGGGGCAGGCAUUUUACAGCACUUAGAAUUUGCUUUAAUAAAGACCACGGUAAUCUUUGCAUUUCAGAGUUACUUUUGUUCAAAAUUACACAAGCAACAACUUGUGGUGCUUUUCUGCAAAAUUUGGAUUUGUUUUCUUCCCUUUUGGAAGAGUUAAGAAAAUCUUACAGGAUUUAUGAGUAGAAAAAGGAAAGCGCUUUCCUUUGAUCACACGGAACAUGCCCCGCUGCAUUGGAGUUGCACCGAUUACGAAAAUCCAGGGCUGCGCUAAACAUCUGCUACACCGGCGGCCCUCCCGCCAGCAGAGGGCGAUAGCGGUGGCCUCGAGGGCGCCCUGCGCAAGCGCGCUUCUCCAUUUCCGGCCGGGGCAGCGGCCAGGUGGUUGGCAUGGCGGACGGCGCGGAGCUCAGCUUCGCCCAGCUGGGCCUCGACCCCCGGAUCCUGCAGGCGGUCUGCGAGCUGGGCUGGGCGCAGCCGACGCUGAUCCAGGCGCGCGCGAUCCCGCUGGCGCUGGAGGGCAAAGACGUGCUGGCGCGGGCCAAGACCGGCUCCGGGAAGACGGCCGCCUACGCGCUGCCCCUCCUGCAGCACCUCCUGCGGCGCAAGGCGUCCCCCACCGUGGCCGAGCAGGCCGUGCGGGGCCUCAUCCUGGUGCCCACCAAGGAGCUGGGCCGGCAGGUGCUGCAGAUGCUUCGGCAGCUGGCCGCCUACUGCGCCCGCGACCUGCGCCUCGUCGACAUCUCUGGCCAGGCGGACUUCGCAGCCCAGCGACCCCUCCUGAUGGAGAAACCAGAUGUGGUGGUGGGGACUCCGUCACGGGUCUUGGCUCACCUGCAGGCCCAGAACCUGAGCCUGCGGGACUCCCUGGAGAUCCUGGUGAUGGAUGAAGCUGACCUGCUCUUCUCCUUUGGCUUUGAGGAAGACCUGAAGAGUUUGCUCUGCCAUCUGCCCCAGAUCUACCAGAGCUUCCUGAUGUCGGCCACUUUGAAUGAGGACAUUCAGGCGCUGAAGGAGCUGGUGCUGCACAACCCUGUGACCCUCCGGCUGCAAGAGUCGCAGCUGCCCGACAGCUCCCAGCUGAGCCAGUUCCAGAUCCAGUGCGAGACGGAGGAGGACAAGUUCCUGCUGCUCUAUGCGCUGCUGAAGCUCGCUCUGCUGCGGGGCAAAGUCAUCCUCUUUGUGGGCAGCAUUGGCCGCUGCUACCGCCUCAAGCUCUUCCUGGAGCAGUUCAGCAUCCCUGCCUGCGUGCUGAACUCGGAGUUGCCUGUUCAGUCCAGGUGCCACAUCAUCAGUCAGUUCAACCGAGGCUUCUACGAUUACAUCGUCGCGACAGAUGAGCACGACCUGGCAGAACCAGAAGGGCCGAGAGAAGGCGAGAGGAAGAGGAGGAGGAGGAGGAAGGGCAGCAAGGCAGAGAAGGGCAGAGACCAGGAGUACGGCGUCUCCCGCGGCAUCGACUUCCAGAACGUCUCUGCUGUCCUCAACUUUGAUCUCCCUCCAUCAGUGGAGUCCUACAUCCACCGAGCAGGCAGAACGGCCCGCGCUGACAACCCCGGCACCGCCCUGACGUUGGUCCUGCCCUCGGAGCGGGGCCCCCUGGCCAAGAUUGAGGCUGCACUCACGGCCGAGAGCGGAGAGACCACCUUGCAGCCUUACCAGUUCCGGAUGGAGGAGAUUGAGGGCCUUCGCUACCGCUGCCAGGAUGCAAUGCGGUCAGUCACCAAGCAGGCGAUCAAAGAAGCGCGGCUCCGUGAGAUCAAGGAGGAGCUGCUCAACUCCGAGAAGCUGAAGACCUACUUUGAGGACAACCCCCGAGACCUGGGCCUCCUGCGCCACGACCAGCCGCUCCACCCGGCCAUCGUGAAGCCCCACCUGCGCAAUGUGCCCGAGUACCUGGUGCCUCCCACCCUCCGAGCCGUUAUUCAGCGCCGCCUCGGCCAGCGCAGGCGCCGGAAGCCUUUGCCCCCCAGAGCCAAGGGCCAGAGGAACCCACUCCGCAGCUUCAAGGGCACCAGGAAACAGAAGACAGGCGCUGGCCGCUAGCGGUGGACCCUGCAGGGACUUGCCAGAGCCACUGCCCCCCCACCCACCCACCCCAACCGGGACUGUCCCUCUUGCCGGGAAGGGCAGCUUCCGCAGACCAUUGGGAGGGCGGGUGUGAUGGUGGGAGGUCCUGCUGGCCACCCUUGUCUUCUCGGAGGAGAACGAAAGCGCUUGCACCUUGUCAAGUGCCGCCUGGGGUCACGGCCCAAACCUGCCCAGGGCUGGGGCGCCUGUUAUGGCUGCCCUGAGAAGAAAACCCGCCAGCCCAACCAGUCCCUCCCCCACCCACAGGCACACUGCAGCGAGGGGUGGCCCUGAGCCCCGCUUCCUCCCCAGGCCCUGCCCUGCCCUGCCCUCUCCUGAGCUGCGCCCUUGGGGCCAAGGCAGGCAGGCGUGUGCCUGGUGGCCCCCUCUGACCCCCCCUCCUCCUCCUCCUCCGGGGAGGCAUGAGGUGGUGCCCUGGCGCUGAGGCAGUGGACCUUGCUGCCCCCUGCCAGCCCGCCGAUGGACUCUUGCCCCGGGGCUUAAUCAGCAGCCCCAAGGCCAGGCUUGGGUUGUAAACCUUGAGGAGUCCGGAUGAUAAGAGGCUCUGGGCGGAGGCAGUGGCCUUAUGUGACGCUGCAGGUGCAGGAUCAGGCGAGGAGGCGGGCUCUGCAGGUCCUCCUAGGAGUGGCCCCAGAAAAUCACUGCUGCCUCACGGUGGUUCGCAUGCCUCUUGUGCAUAUCGCGGGCUGUGUGUACGUGAUCCCCUGGAGGACAGAGGAGCCUGCAGCCCUCCUCCGCUGCAGAUUAGGGAGGGCAGGGCAGGGAGGGGAGCGGCUCUCCUCCUCCUCCUCCUCCUCCUCCUCGCUUUGGAGUCUGCAAGCCAGAGCUGCAAAGGGACUUGAUCAGGGCAUCCUGCAGGGCUCUUAAUUUAGUGAUCUUUUAUUUGCUUAUUUCACGUACUUCUGUUCCUCCAGCACGCUUCUGGAUGGCUUACAAUAAAAAUAUAACAUCCCCAGCAAAAGUAUGAGCGACAGUAAAAUGCAAUAACACCAUAAAACACCAUAAAAGACAGAGCAGAUAUUCAAAACAUACACAGCCACCUAUAUCAAAACUACUGUAUUUGCCUGAAUCCAAGUUUCUUGAUAUUAGAACUCGGGAGGUCUUAAAUUCGGAGUCCUGUUCCUUUGGAGUAAAUGGAAGUAUAACUUGCA
This is a messenger RNA of Hemicordylus capensis (graceful crag lizard), 5778 nucleotides long. It is a transcript of the gene DDX56, whose product is annotated as DEAD-box helicase 56. The record is from RefSeq and is a predicted model, not a curated record. Gene Ontology annotation, cellular component: nucleolus. The coding region runs from base 2927 to 4582 and encodes 551 amino acids. Lineage: Eukaryota; Metazoa; Chordata; Lepidosauria; Squamata; Cordylidae. Gene Ontology annotation, molecular function: ATP binding; RNA helicase activity; nucleic acid binding. The transcript has 14 exons.